UAUGUUGUUUCCAGUCAGCAUUGAUAUGCUUGUGCUGUUAAGUUUAUUUUUGUCAGAAUUUGUUUGACUGUACAGCUGUCAACAGAUCAGGUGUUUCUAUUGUAAACAAUAUCACUGAGAUAUGAUUCUGGUCAGAGAACUUAUUUUGUGUGGAUGUUUUCUUUCAUCUGUUAUAUAUUCAGAGUACUCUGUCAAAAUGCCUCCAAACUUGGAAACAAUCCAUGGCUCCUGCAUUUUGAUCCCAUGUUCCUUCACCACCAAGGAAUCAGAUGUGACAAGUCCCGCCACAGGGGUGUGGAGAAAAAGGUCCCAGUGGUUUCAAGGCGGUGUUGAUGUGUUCAACUCUUCUAAAAGCCAAAACAAACUUCAGGGAGAGAUACUCGGUGACCUUACAAAGCGGAACUGCACCUCAGUUUUAUAUGGUUUCACAAAAGAUUAUGAGGACAAAUAUUUCUUUCGACUGGAGAGCAAUGUGAAAGUAACCUUUACUGAGUAUGUUUCAAUCAAAGUCAAUGAUGUGCUCCCUAAACCACACCUGACCUUGCCGCAGUCCAUUCAGGAGUGCGUCCUGGUUAGUAUGACCUGUACGAUCUCUUCCCAGGCCCUGUGCCCCCAGGAUCCCCCAACUCUGACAUGGAGCCCACAGCUCAACCACAGCAGGGAAAUCCUGCGGACAAAAGAAGAUGGCACUCUGGAAGUCAUCUCUGUGCUGAGUUUCAUGCCCUCAUGCUCGGACGAUGGCCUGAAUGUGAGCUGUGUGGUGACACACCAUCAAGGCGUCACCCCCGUCCGGGAGACCGCGCUGCUUACUGUGUAUUAUGGACCAAAGAAUCUUUCUGUGUCACUGAACACCUCACAAUUUGAAAUCGGGAGUCCCAUCACAUUAUCCUGCCUUGGUGUAUCCAAGCCCCCUAUAGACAAUUAUAGAUGGUUCCGGAACACAAGUGGUUAUCUGGAGGAAAUGGACUGGACAUCCCAGAAUUUCACUUUCAAUGUAACUCACAGUGGCACUGUUGUGUACCACUGUGAGGGAAGAAAUUCAGUUGGAGCAACCAACUCUUCAGGGCUGGAACUAGAGAUGCCAGCCAGUGCACAUUCGAAACCAGGAUGGUGGCUGCUAAUAGCUGGUGCUGGAUUUAUCCUAUGUUUGCUUGUUGUUGUCUUAUGCCACAGACAUAAGAAUCCACAGUCACAGCAGCCAUGCAGAAAGGAGCUUGAUCUUAAGGGGAGAGUGGUGGACCCAGAUAUUUACAUCAACGUGACAGAGGAGACCCUCCACAAAGCUGCAGGCAUCUCAGAGCCACAUGACAGUGUGUAUUGCAACCAGUUCCAAGCAAACAACAGUGAUUUUUUGUCACAAACGGAUAAUGCCAUUUAUGCCAACCACUGAUCAUUGACACAAAAUUGUUUGAUGCAUAGCAUGCCUUUUUAGUGGUCUGCAUAGCCUAUAAUGUAAGCUAAACCCACGGUAGUGUAAGUUGAGUAUGUUGAUCCAGCACCUGUAUCUCAGAAACUAUUCACAAUUUUUCUCAUGACCCUAAAUUUAAUUUGCAUGUACUGAAUCUUAAUAUUACUAUAGCUAGGGUAGCUCUAGGCUGCUAGACUGAGCACUUUUCCCAAUAUGAUGCAUGGUUGUGGGGAAAGUUGAACCAGAGCCUUGGGGGUAAGUUGACAUGGAGGUUUCAAAUUUGUAGACAAAUCAGUUGUAGUAUUUAUUUUAUGAAUACCAAUACAAUCUCAUGGUGAGACUUAAUUACUAAAUACUGACUAAUAACAUGGAAAUAAUGUUGGUAAAAAUGUAUUAUUUAUAUUCACAAUUUUUAAUCGUGAUUUAAAUUUACCUAAUAGUAAUUGUUUUCUCAGAUGGGUCAACUUACCCCUUAUGUGAUGUAAGUUCAGCCACAAGACCCCCUAAUAUUGUUGUGUAGUUGAGUCAGACACACAAAGUUUCAAAUUAUGGCACAUAUACACAAACACAUAUAUAAGGCACACACACACACACACACACACAAACUCAAGCACAAACACACACCACACACCACACACACACUCACCCAUUUACUACUGUUUUGCAUGUAUCCACGCUGGGCUUGUCAACCAGAUAGCCGUAUAUAGGGCUAAUAAAUAUCUGGCCACUUGCUAACGUUGUCUACCCAUUUUGCUUUCAGCUCAGGAUCAGGCAGACAAUCGCUAAGAUUCGCAGUUUGCGGCCCUUGACAGUGACAGUGCAUGCCUUGACAGCUCAACAUGCUGGUUUAUUAGCUGCACAAUUUUUCUGACCCCAUGCUGUGCGUACACCCAACCUAGGCUCUAGAUGAUUACAAACAUUGAAGGGGUCUAUACUUGCAAUGCAAAUACAGAUGUAUUGAGGUGUCACCAAAGAAUGCUUUGUUCAUUGUUGCAGGCUUGUCUUAGUGAGGUAGUGCACAAACGUUUGUGACUUUGUAGAGCAGGGGUGUCAAAGAUACGGCACAGGGGCCAAAUUCGGCCCGCCCGCAGAUUUCAUAGCCCCCCCCCUCAGAUGUUUUGGGCAGGAAGGAAAAUGAUAAUAGAUAUUCACAUCCAGUUGUUAUUGUGUAAUAUGCAUUAUCUCUAUGAUAAAUAAUAAUAAUAAUAAUAAUAUUAAUAUAGCACAAAGAAAAACAUGGAGAAAAAGGAACAAAUUUGCUGCACCAACAAUGUUGGUAGCCAUGUAUAUAUGCUGGUAAAAAAGAAAGAGACAGAGACAAAUCUGGCCAACAUUUUAUUUUUACAAUUGUUUUUGUUUUUUGUUUAGAGGCUAGGUGGCAUUUCUUUUAAGUUUAUUUUUGGAGCCUUUGUCUUUAAAUUAGGUGGCAUAUAUUUAUGUACAUAUAUGGGGGAAGAGAGGGUGGGAAAAAUUAAAUGUGUAAAAUGCCUGUAGUAGCCAUGACAGACCACGGGAGGGCAGUAUCUUGAAAUAUAAAAUCAAUUUAUUUGUCUUCAAUGCAAUGCAAUUUUGGCCCAUGGUUAGGUUUACAUAUUUUAUUAAGCUAGUAAGAGUUGACAUUCAUUUAGUUCAGUGGCAAUGAGCACACAAAUUCUAGACAAUGUCAAAAGUUACAAGUAUCCCAUUGCCCUUAUGUUCUAUCAAGUGCUCACUGUAAAAAUAAUGGCUCGUAAACAUUUUCAUCAUUAUUGUUUACAAUCAAUAAAAAUAUGACCAUUCCACACCCACACCCAAAAUGUGCUUCUUCUGAGAGCAAUCCGUUUGCCAGUGAAUUCGCUUGCAGGGCUAUUUGAAAACACAUGAAUGUGAAAACAUACUGAAGUAGUGAAGUACAGUUAGCUAGUGAUGCCACUAGUGGAUCAAACAAUUGUACAUAGACAUACCUGUCAUUUCUGAAAGGCUGAAUAUCUACUUUGAAGUAUUUUAUCUGUGGUGAUGAGAUGAGAAGUUGCUUUCUUUUGUUUUUGGUUAGUUUUGAAAUAUUUUAUUCUCUCAACUUCUAUCAGUGGUUCAUUAUAUGUUUAAUUAUCUUAAACCUUUGAUUGGAAAGCACUUUGGUAUAUAUCACAAGUUGUUCUUAAAUGUGGUAUAGAAAUAAAGUGACUUGACUUGAAUUAACCAACAGUAUUCACCCACAUUUUGUAAAGACAUAAAGUAAAGAUAGGAUAUCUCCUGAGUAGUUCUUGAAAUAUGUUUAUUUCAUUUGCUGAAUUAAUGUAAUUAAGUGAGUAACAGCGAGGAGACAUCACUAUAAAUCAACUGAGCAUUAGUGCACAAGCUCAGGUGAUAAGUCAGAAGCCACACCAUGACUGCUGUCUCCAUACACCUUCACAUCAAAGGUCCUCAUUAAUAACCCAGCAACUUUAUACUGUUACAUGUUAUGGUCAUGGAUGUCCCAGCAGGGAUCCAGGACACCUGAAAUGGUCCCUAUAGUGUAGAAGGAUGGGUGUUUGUAAAUUCAUGUUUUGGAUGACUUCACACAGUUACAAUUGAUCACUUGAACUAUCCUUUCUAGUUUUAAGACACAUCACUGGUUGAAUACACCUCCACCUCACACAAUGUGAGGAACUCUGACCAUCCACGAAUGACCACAACCCACAGUGACCAUCCAUCCUGUUACAGCUGCAGGUCUUAGAAAGCCCAGCAGGGAUAUAAGUGCGCCAUGCACUUCCUUCUCUUCUAUCACUUUCUCCUUCUAUCACACUUUGACAUAUCGGCACUCUUAUCCAGUAAUAGUAUUAUAUAAUAAUUCUAAGGUC
Molecule: messenger RNA, 4227 nt
Organism: Alosa alosa (allis shad)
Lineage: Eukaryota; Metazoa; Chordata; Actinopteri; Clupeiformes; Clupeidae
Product: myelin-associated glycoprotein-like
Exons: 8
Coding region: 122-1390 (422 amino acids)
Source: RefSeq, a predicted model, not a curated record